UCAGCGCGAUGUUAGGUUGACAUCUGGUUACCAACAGAAGGUUACGAGUUAAAAAAUUGGAUUAUUCGAUCAUCUGACUAGCCUCACGUAAAGGCGAGAGAUACUGGACGCGUGAGGGGUAAACGACACGGAUUUCUUAUCAAACCGAGGCCGCUCGUUCACCUUGACGGCGCCGUGUUUUGGAGGGAGACACCUUCUCGCGCAUAGGUCGUUGAACUCGCGAUGCUCGAUAGAUAGCUGCAGCAUGUUGCUGCCGAGUUAAAGAAAUCCCAAGUUACAGCUAGAGGGUAGCCGUCUCUCGACAGUGGGCAACAUCCCCACGCUAUUGGAAUUGUUUGCGGGAAAUUGGAUAGUCAGCACACUGCCCCCAGCCCUCCUCUUCUGUCGAUGGUUUGGUUUGCGCUCCUGUAACUGUGUCAGAACGUUGUAAACCCUUUCGCUUGAACCAGUAUCUAUCUGGCAUAAUUGCGGGACUUAUUUACAUUGAGCAUUGGCGCGGUACCCAAGGCUACUUCACUUCGGGGGAGGAUGGACUAUGCGCAGAAUUAUUACAUGAUACCUUCGCAACAGCAUUUUGCCACGGAUUAAAUGCAAUUGGAAAUUGAUUGAACGUCAAACUUUUGCUUUGUGCCAAAAUCAAUGCAGUAGCCUAACACACCGGAUCCUGCUGAAUGUUUCUGGUGGACUCCCUUGAAGAAGACAGGCAGCAUCAGACUUUUGUCUGUGCUGCACGUGCAGUGUUAUUGUUGGAUUUAGCUAAGAUUUGUUUUUCUCGUUCAUCACAAAGGAAAUGUAGGAAUACUCAAGAAGAAAUGUAAUCAGUUCUGUGAGAUGGCGGGUGCUUAUAUCCUUUGUAGUGUAUUGUGUGAUUUUUUUUAAAAAAAAGGCUUAUAGGGUAAUUUUUUAAUAACCCAUGUAGCUUAUACUUGACUGGAUUUGUUUGAAUUGAAGCCUACUCCUGGUAGGCUAUUGCCAUAUCGGAGCCUGAAUGUUUGAAGAGCUGAAUCAUUGACUCUUGCCAUGGUUAUUUUUCCUGCAAUUUAGUUUAACCAUAGCCCUGGUGUAAUUGGAUGCUAUGUGAUAGGCCAUAUUAAUUUUUUAAAGUUUCAUGGUUAAAGUUUCAUGGAGUGAUGCUCGUGGUCCCUAAAGGGGCUAUUUAUGACCCCGCCAUCUCAAUGGAGAGUCAAGUGGAUCACCAACUUUCUUGGAUGGUGGAAAGUUUGUAGCAAGCAGUUUUUCAAGCAUCUUUCAAUCCGAAGGUAGGAAGGUGCCAAUAGAUAGGUUUCUCCUUUCCUCGGACGGAGUUAACCAGCACUGGCAAGAGGAAGCACAUCAAAAAAGGAACCGGGCAAAAAUGGCUGGCGAUUGUACCUAUAAUACGCACUAUGCUAAUGAUGACACUUUUGGCACCAUCAAACAGUCAGCGGAUGGACAACAAGAGCUCGUGAGAGAUGUCAAUGGCGUCCGCGCGGCACAGGGCAACGCCAGUUCGCCGCCGUCACCGUACUUCGAAGAAAUCGGCGGCUCUCUGUACCGCAAAAAGUUGGAGAGGGGUUUCGUUCAGUACCGAGAGGUGCUGGCCGAAGAGAAGCGACUGAACGCCAUCGCUACUUUCCAUCAGAAGCGACCGGGGAGGAGACACCACACCCUUGAGGACACAUACAGAUUCGUGGCAGAACACUACUGGUGGGAAGGAAUGUACCUUCAGGUGAGGGACUACGUCCUUGGGUGUGAGGAAUGCAAGCUCAGAAAGCCCGACAGACAAGAGGACCGCUGUGUGUCCAGGACCGUGACGUCACACAGCCAGGAAGUGCUGAACAAGCUGAAGGCUCAACAGGAGGCAGGGCUCUUCUGUGACAUCACGCUGAAGACGGGCGGUGGCCACGCGUUCUCUGCCCACAGAGCUGUUCUGGCUGCCGUCAGCGAGUACUUCCAGGAAGUCUUCACUGAAAUGGACUCUGCUGCUGUUCCACAAUCAUACAUUGAUCUCACAGGAUUCAGUGAGGAGAGCUUCAUGCCCUUGCUGGAGUUUUCUUACACCUCCACACUGACUCUGAAGCUUGAGAACCUGCCCGAGGUGUCCACCAUGGCCAGACACCUCCGCAUGUGGCCUGCUCUGGAGGCCUGCAAAGCCAUCCAGAGGGACAACGGAUCCCCAGGGACCGUGCACCGCCCUGGGCUUCCUCUCUCUCUGGCCCCUGGGUGUCCUCCUCUGGAGUCGCCAAACAGCCGACGGACCUUCCCUCCAUUUGCACAACGAGCGGACGCGUUUCAGUGGAAGAGAAAGAGGGAGCUGAGCAGCGAGGAGAAUGAUGGUGACGACCCCCACCACCACCACCACCAUCACCAUCGCCACCACCACCACCAUCACCAUGCAGAACCAUUCCGGAACUGUGCUGCUCAGUGUAGGGAACACCAUGCCGACGGCAACUUUAAGCUAACCCUGGACGACUCCGACGAGUCCGAAGGGGAGUGCUCCAGGUGGCCAGGCCUGCCGCAGCCUCAGAACAGGCUUCAGUCCGGCCACCCUCCGCCCGAGGAGAACGGCUUCCCCUGCAGUCCCACGCGCCGGCUGAAGCUGCUGGACUUCAAGUCUCCGUCCAGCAAGAGGAAGCUGUCCACGUGCAGCCUCUCCCCCACGCCCGGCUCCGCGCCCCCCUCCUCCACCUCGUCCUCGUCCGCCGCCAAACGCACUUCUCCUCCGCGGCCCCGGGCGGCGCGCGGACAGCCCGCCCGCCUCCUCCGCUCCUCCCCCGGGGCCGCGCUCGCGCUGCGACGGCUCUUGCCCAAGCUGGACAGCUCCUUCAAGGGCAAGAGGAGACGCUUGGGCUCUUCCUUCUGCACCAGCUCCACUGCUACCGCUGUUACCGCUGCUGCCGCUGCUGCCGCUGCUUCCUCCAAGGGUUUGAGUCACAGGCACAGUAGUCCUCCUGAGAUUCAGGCGGUCGAUAGCCAAGUGGCCGCCGGGCUGGUCACGCCGACGAAGGUGAAGCAAGAGCCGGUGGAGGAAGAGGUCCAGGGCGCCCGCGCGCAGGAAGAGGUCCUGAGCCCGCGGACUCAAGAGAAGUACCGUCUCCUCAGCGUCCUGGGCCUGCAGAGGAAGUCCCUGCUGCCCGGUCCGGACGCCCUCACCGGCUGGAAGCAGAAGAACCGGCUGCGGAAACCCAAGGUCAACAAUUACUCGCUCACCGCCCGGCGGAAACCGAAAGGCCGAGGCGGCGAUUUGGCGGCGGGGGCGAGCAUCGGGUCCAGCAUCGGCGUCCUGGCCGAGAUCAACCCGACGUUCUCGCUCUGCGACAUGACCCGCGUGGAGCUCCUGCGGCGGGUGAUCAAGGCGGAACCCCCGGAGCUCCUCCGGCCCGAGGACCUGAGGCUGAAGAAGAAGGCGGCGGCGGACGCCCACGGCAACAAGCCCCUGCUGUCCACGGUGAAGAACACCCGCAGCAAGGUGACCCUCCCGCCGCUGCUGCCCACGCCGUGCAAGCGUCCGGAGGACCGGCUGCCGCAGGAGUACCGGCGCGCCCGAGAGAUGUCGUCGCGCGCCCGGGCCAAGUCGGCCAAGUGGCCGGCCGGAGCCCCGAAGAAGCCCGCCGUCAAGGUCAAACAGGAGCCUGUGGACUGCCCAGUCUCGGCUCGCGUCGCCGCCGCCCAUGUCCCGCCGCGUUGCAACGCCGGCCACGCGAGGCAACGAGCGUCUCUCACGCCUCCUCCCCCCAGGGCCAAAAAGUCCGCGCUGAGCGACGGGUUUGUGCACACGCGGUCGCUGCCCGUGACCGGACGCACGCAGCGGUAUAACAGCAGGUGUAGUAUAGCCAUGCAGCAGAGCCGGCCCAAGUCGAGCGCCGCCGGCUCCUCGGACAAGUCUUGUUCGCAGAGGUCAAGGGGUCAGGUGAGACGGCGGCUGCGGGAGAUGGGAAAGGGGGAGGAGAGCCAGGAAUGGGCCCCACAGCACCACAGUCUCCAGCAGCACCCUCUAUACAAAGCCAUCAAGGAAGAGCCAGCGGACCCCCUCCCGCUGUCGGUCCCGCAACCCGACCAGGAGGCGCCGGAGCUGGGCAAGCGGCAGAGCAAGCUGCCGGUGAAGCUGCUGGAUCCCGGCUUCCUGAUCAGCUUCUGCAGGCCGGCGGCCACCGGCAUCAAGAGGGAGGAGGAGAGCGUGGACAUCUGCCUGACCCGCUCGGUCGCCCACGCCAGCGUGCCGCCCGGCAGCCCGGCCCACGGGAGCGUCCGCGGCGGCGCCGGGAGGCUCCGCCGGAGGGACGUGGCCGACAGGAGAGGGGCGGAGACGACGACGACGAGGCCGAGGUCGAGGCCGCGGCGGGAAGGGCAGGCGGCGGCGCAACCGGUGGUGGCGGCGGCGGCGUUCCAGCGCAGCACCAAGGCUCUCCGGCGCAAGGUGAAGAAGGAGCCGGCGGAGAGGAGCUUGAGCCAGAGGGUCACCCAAGGUCACGCCCGCCCGCCUGCCACCAAGAAGAGGUCCGACACGAAGAGAGAACCCACAAAGAACCUGGGCGCGCUGCUGCCCCUGCACAGCCGCCGCUCCGUCCUGCUGGAGUCCAUCCGGCGGGCGCGGCUCAAGCAGCUGCGGGGUCCUAGUGCCCAGGCGCCGCGCGGCUCCCACGCCUGCCAGCAGUGCCGCGCCUCCUACAGGGACUGCGACGCGCUCAUCAUGCACCGAAUCCGCCACAUCGAGGGCAAGCACUGGCCCUGUCCGCUGUGCAGCAAGACCUUCUUCAGCCAGAAGAAUGUCAAGAAUCAUAUCCGCAAUCACGACCCCAAGUUGUACAGAUGUCGUCAGUGUAUGGUGGCCCUGUCCUGAGGAGGGACAUCAACAGUACCGUGAAUCCUGAUGAAGAUAUCUUGCACGUAUAUGGGGAGCAGGAGCCGAGGGUUUCUAAAUCUAACUUUGAAAGAGCAAGUGGCUCUUACUACUUAAUAUUUCGAAAGGUGGAAGGAGUGAGAGUGUUCUAUUUUGCUUUAAAUACGAUGGCUGUGAAGACAAAGAAUUGGUCAUGUAUGAGAAUAUGCUGAAAUGAUAGAUGUAAUUAUUGCUAUUAUUACUGUAAUGAUUAAUAUUAAUAUUGUGGCUCCAUCCAUCCUUAUUAUUGUUAUUUAAAUGACCAAAAUGAUGUUGUAUUUUUAUGGCUGCAGGGGUGUAACCUGAAACCAGGGGUGAUGCACUCAGGGUGGGGUGGAUUCUGGUUGUCGUGGUUACAUAUGUAUAUUGUGAAUUGUUCAGAAGGUUUGAAAUAAUGAUAACUACUAUUGUAAUUAGGGUCUACCGUUCUUAAUGUUAUUAUUAUGCUGAUUUUUUAAAAAUAUAAAUAUAGUUAUUUUGAGUGCACUUAAAACUGGUAGCUUUGUUUUAAACCUAAGAGACCCUUGUUGGAUAAAGAUGUGGACUGGGAUAUACUUGAAAGGUGGACAGUGUUUGUUGUGUUUAAUAUGGACUGCUAUAAUUGCUGUCAUUCCUGUUGGAUGGACAGACUUUAAAAGACGCAGAGAGCGGGGAUGUGUGUCUUAUAACAGAUGGAGAGUGUAACGAUUGUUCCUAAGGUUUUAAUAAAGAUUAUUGCAAGCCAUGAGUGUAUAGAGAAAUGUUCUACUGAUGGUGGGUGGGCUUACACCCACUCUUUUUAGGAGUCGUCGUGUGUCGGUUUGGAGCCGCUGCACUUCAACACGUUGACUGUAGCCCAAUGGAACCCAGUGCUUUAGAAUGGAUUGGAGACCGAAACGGAUGAUUUUAGGCGCAGUUGUCCUCCUUUGAAUGUCCCCUAGUGAAUUGUGAAGGUUGUUAUUCCUGCUCGUGUUUUGGAUGAACUGGUCAGAGCUUAUCUCCAAUGGCAGGCUCUUCAUAAUUAACCUUGUGUCUACUGCCUAUACUUUUACAUAAGGGAAUACUGCCAUAUUGAUAAUGGUUGAUUUUUGACAAUGUAAUUGACACAAUAUACUACUUGUUUGUUCUUAUAAAUCUCAAAGGUUAUUUGCCACCUUUUUGUAUUUAAAAAAAAAUCCCCUUACAUUUGCUUUGAUGAGCUUAUGAAGAGAAAUGUAAAAUGUAUAGAAUGUUGUUUUUGUCUGACAGUCUAGCUGGGUUCAGCAACUGCAACAAGACUGAAAUUGAAAUAAAUUUCGCAUUUUCCACUUGGGAGUGUC
This is a messenger RNA of Sardina pilchardus (European sardine), 6156 nucleotides long. RefSeq lists its product as uncharacterized. The transcript is spliced from 7 exons. Lineage: Eukaryota; Metazoa; Chordata; Actinopteri; Clupeiformes; Clupeidae. Bases 1355 to 4819 code for a protein of 1154 amino acids. Gene Ontology annotation, biological process: regulation of transcription by RNA polymerase II. The record is from RefSeq and is a predicted model, not a curated record. Gene Ontology annotation, molecular function: protein binding; DNA-binding transcription factor activity, RNA polymerase II-specific; RNA polymerase II cis-regulatory region sequence-specific DNA binding.